GAGAGCAUUAACAAGCCUCGAACUUGGAAAGAAAGAAAAAGGGCCGAUCUUUACUAAGGACAACACCGUCGAUUCGCUUAGCUACGACCCUUCUCCAAGACAGAGAGAGCCAACAACAGAGGAAAAACCCCUAAGUUCGCUUCUUCCCCUUUCUUCUUGCUAUUUGAUCUCUGUUCCUUCGUCAGCCACCGCCUACAACUUCCCUUCCUUCUCGAGAAGGACAGCUCCCGAAUUCAGCCGACAUGGGUACGCCGGAGACAUCAAGGGAGCCCUGCCCAGAUCGCAUCCUCGACGACAUCGGCGGCGCAUUCGGCAUGGGCGCCGUCGGCGGCUCCGCCUUCCACUUCAUCAAGGGGGUUUACAAUUCCCCAGUCGGGACCCGCAUCACCGGCGGGACUCAGGCGGUCCGGAUGAACGCGCCUCGUGUCGGCGGCAGCUUCGCCGUCUGGGGCGGCCUGUUCUCGGCUUUCGAUUGCACGAUGGUAUACGUCCGCCAGAAGGAGGAUCCUUGGAACUCAAUAUUCGCAGGCGCCGCCACCGGCGGGUUCCUUGCUAUGCGCCAGGGGCUCGGAGCCUCGGCCCGCUCCGCCGCCUUCGGCGGGGUUCUGUUGGCUAUGAUCGAAGGUGCUGGGAUCAUGCUCAAUAAGGUUAUGAGUGCGCCGCAGAACAUGCCGGUGAUGAUCGAGGAGCCGGCCCCGGCUGGUGGGCCGGGUUUGCCUGCCGGGUUUCCGGGUAUGCCGCAGGAGCUACCGUCGCAGGGUCAGCAGCAGGAAUCGGGUUCGUGGCUUGGUGGGUGGUUUGGCGGAGGGAAAAAGAACGAAACUACUGGCUCGAGUAGCGGAAGCAAGGGAGAGAUUCUGGAGAGCUUUGACGCACCUCCAGUGCCAAGUUUUGAGUACAAGUGAAGAGAUUUGAGCUUGCGAAUUCUAUUAAUUUGUUGUCAGAACGUAUGGUUGGGAGUUCUAAAGCUCUAUAGUUUUGUUGAACCAGUGAUGCUUUCUCUUGUUUAUGCUCUCGAUUGAUCUCUAGUAUUAGUGUGUAAUAAUUCUACCUUCGAAAUUCUCUUGGGUCUGCCAUACCCUAACCUCAGAUUGAUGGGUUUACUCGGUGUCUGCUCCUUAGUUCUUGCUGAGUUAGGGAAGUGUACAUGUUGCAAGUGGUAGUUUGGAAUCAGCAUUCUGAAGCUGCAAAAAUUAUAUGGUUUUUUUGUCAUAUGGUGAUGUAAGUUUCUAACUCUAUACUUGCAGAGGCAUUUGCUUGCAGCUAGAGCUUCUGAAAGGUGGUGACUUUCAUGCUUGUUUGGGGCAAUUAGGCUGUUAAGCUCGAAACUUUGAGCUAUUUAUUAACAAUCUCCAUUGCCUUCUAAUGUUGUGGAACUAUAGAUGUUGUAUCGGUCUCUGUCUCAGUUAUAUUUGUAAUGUCCAUAAAAAAAAAAUGGAGCU
Linum trigynum is the source of this 1442-nucleotide messenger RNA. The record is from the annotation of a GenBank genome assembly. Lineage: Eukaryota; Viridiplantae; Streptophyta; Magnoliopsida; Malpighiales; Linaceae.